AUGGGAGACUUGGCCCCUUCAUCGAUUGAGGCUCUUCCGACGCGGGGCACCUGGGCUUUGACGUCCUUCCGCCUCUCCGGAGAAGUCUUCCUGGCCGUGGCGAGUUUCUUCGAUGGUGCCAGCCGCAAGUUGAGCAGCCGUCUCUAUCGCUGGGAUGUGGGUCUGGACAUGUUCGUGUGGCAUCAGGACCUGGCCACCGAGGGUGCGAAGGACGUGGAGUUUUUGAGGCUCUCCGACUCGCUCGGA
Symbiodinium necroappetens is the source of this 246-nucleotide messenger RNA. The record is from the annotation of a GenBank genome assembly. NCBI's taxonomy places the organism in Eukaryota, Dinophyceae, Suessiales, Symbiodiniaceae.